Messenger RNA from Sciurus carolinensis (gray squirrel), 2834 nucleotides. It is a transcript of the gene Rit1, whose product is annotated as Ras like without CAAX 1. The record is from RefSeq and is a predicted model, not a curated record. Lineage: Eukaryota; Metazoa; Chordata; Mammalia; Rodentia; Sciuridae. Bases 197 to 856 code for a protein of 219 amino acids. The transcript is spliced from 6 exons. Gene Ontology annotation, biological process: Ras protein signal transduction. Gene Ontology annotation, molecular function: GTP binding; calmodulin binding; GTPase activity. Gene Ontology annotation, cellular component: plasma membrane.
CUUGCCCCUCCCUUUGGGACGCGGGUGCCGGUGGCGCCAUCUUACCCGGUCGCGGGAGGGGUCACAGGUCAGUGCCAGAUCCUCCGGCCUGCGAAGGAGCACCGAGUCGGUGAUCGGAUCAAGGGACCAACGCAGGGCCUUCUUGUCCCGGAGGGUGGUUUUUCCGAGGGGCCGCCCAGUAUUUCCCAAAAGGACAAUGGAUUCUGGAACUCGCCCCAUUGGUAGCUGCUGUAGCAACCCUGCAGGACUCUCUCGGGAGUACAAAUUAGUGAUGCUAGGUGCUGGUGGCGUGGGGAAGAGUGCCAUGACCAUGCAGUUCAUCAGCCACAGGUUCCCAGAAGAUCAUGACCCCACCAUUGAAGAUGCUUAUAAAAUCCGGAUCCGGAUUGAUGAUGAACCUGCCAAUCUGGACAUUUUGGAUACAGCUGGACAGGCAGAGUUUACAGCCAUGCGGGAUCAGUAUAUGAGGGCAGGAGAAGGGUUUAUCAUUUGUUAUUCUAUCACCGAUCGCCGAAGUUUCCAUGAAGUUCGGGAGUUCAAACAACUCAUCUAUCGAGUUCGACGUACUGAUGACACACCUGUGGUUCUUGUGGGAAACAAGUCUGACCUAAAACAACUAAGACAGGUCACCAAGGAAGAAGGAAUGGCUCUGGCUCGGGAAUUCAACUGUCCUUUUUUUGAGACUUCUGCUGCAUACCGCUAUUACAUUGAUGAUGUUUUCCAUGCACUUGUACGGGAGAUACGAAAGAAAGAAAAGGAGGCAGUGCUGGCAAUGGAGAAAAAAUCAAAACCCAAAAGCAGCAUGUGGAAGAGGCUAAAAUCCCCAUUCCGGAAGAAGAAAGAUUCAAUAACUUGAAGGGAAGAUGUGAAGUGUUUUAUCUGUGAACUGCAGUGCUUGAUCGAAGCAGUCCAGUAAUCGGCAGUAGUAAGCGUGGUGCUUGCUCUUUCUCCUGUUAUGACCGUUAUUUUAAAAGUAACUGAUGAGGGGUGCCUACUAGGAGUUUUCAAUGAUGUGGUAUUUAAAGUAUUGUCUAUUAGUUGAUUCUGAUUUAUUAACCCAGUGACACACUGUCUGCUUUUAUAUUGUCACAUUAGAAUUUGAUCUACCAUUGUUUUGGGUUAUUUUGCUGAUGUUAAUUAAUUAAUGUAAAUUGUUUAUACCCCAGGAGAAUAUGUAUACCACGUGUGUUUGACUAAUUUCACAAGAGGAAUUUUGUUCUGUACACUCCCCAUCAUCCUUUAACUUCAGUUUCUUGGGACUGUCCCAGAGAUGGACCUCAGUCUCGUCUAUUCUUACUGUGCUUCCUUGUCACAGAACAAAAAUCAUACAGGGAAAUCAGUACUAAAGAGAUAAUACUAAAGUUCAUCAGCUAUGGAGCUGACACCUGUUGCAGAUUCUGGAGUAAUGAGAUUUGGGUAAAUCAGGUCAGGUGCUUGCAGGAAGUUGGCUAGAAAAAGGUAGAGGUUCUGACCAGUACAAGCCUGGCUUUUCUGAGAGGUGCACUUUUGGUCCAGACACUGGGAUGAGUAAGAAUAGACAGGAGCAUAUAAAAUGUAAUGAAAAUUUCUACUAUGAGGUUCUUAUGUUCUUUUCAGGAUUUUGCCUUUCUUUACCUUUAAAGGUAAACACUGGAUUGCUAAACUCAUAUUUGUCCUUAGUUGGGACAGCCAUUGCCUUAUACAAAUUUAUUUUUUUCUCCAUCAAUGCACAUGCUAACACAUUGUUUCCUAGUACUUUCCCUUAUCUUCCCUGUACUCUUUGGAAGAGGAAGACCUAGCAAAAUGAUUUUUAGGCUCUUUAUUAGACUGACUGCAUUUUCAAGAGUUGGAGUAAAAUUGUGUGUACUUCCUUGACAUUAUCAGUCACUAGACUCUGCUCAAAGAAAGUCUGUGGUAUUUCUGUUUAAUGAGUCCGUCAUAAAGCUUUAAUAUUCGUACAUUGGGUUUGUAAUCCUAAGAUUUCCUUAAGAGGAUCUUACUAAGUUCACCUCAGGGUUGUCUGAGCCUUGACAGUUUAGCCUAACCACUUUUCUCCAUAUAUGUAAUUGAGAAACUAUAGUACUACAAAAAAACUGCUUUAAAUAUUGCUGGUAAGUUCUCUUUUUAGGAUCAGAAUCAUUUUGCUUUCCAAACAUACAUGUGGAGAGUAAAUGCAAAAGUGCUAAGAGUAAUGCAUCAAGUAUUGAAUAUUCAGGGUCACUGAAGCACCAUUUGUAUCACUCUCAGAAGAUGUAGCACCUCUUUGAAAGCUCAACCUACUGUUUUCUGCUGUUGUUAGAGGCAGGAGGACAGGGUUAUUAUGUUUUUCUUUAGAAACUAAACUGUAUGUGGUCUAGACUUAAAGAAAAGUUCCAACUUUUUUUUUAGCUCUGACUAUUGGUCCCUUUUGAAAUUUCUGGAAACAUUUUUGCUACCAAAUAAAUCAUGCUUUAUGGUACUUAAGCCAUCUAAAAAUGAAAGACCCAAAAUUUGAGUCUAUGCAGGACAAAACUCUCACAAGGAACAUAGCACUUUGGAGAAGCAUGAAAGUAAAAUACAGUGCAAUUACAAUAUUUUACCACAUUUAUACUAGUUUAGAACCUUUUGGAGCUGGGGAUAUAGCUCAGUUGGUAGAGUGCUUGCCUCACAAGCACAAGGCCCUGGGUUCAAAUCCCCAGCACCGAGUGCAGGCCAUAUAGCACAUCUCGUAGAGUACCAGCCUCUCAUGUUGGAGGCCUGGGUUCGAGUCCCCAGCACUCUGGGGUUCUGGAAAUAACAAAUCCCCAGCACCGCAAAAAAAAGGCAACUCUAGAACCUUUUAAGUUUAAUGCCUUAAUUUCUCAUUACUAAUCAAC